GAAACAUGAAUAGCUACUGCAAGCUGUGGGUUUUACUGACUUUGGUGGCCAUUGGUAACACCAGCCCAAUUGCACCACCUAUUGAUGAAGACCAAGAGAAGAUAGCAGAGAAUUAUCUGACCAAGUUGUAUGGCCUGCCAAAGCAGAGACCGAACUAUGAACUACGAAGCAAUAGUCCUAUGAGUCAAAGGGUGAGAGAGAUGCAGAAGUUUUUUGGACUUAAAGUAACAGGAAAGCUGAAUAAAGAGACCCUGGAAGUGAUGAAGAAGCCACGCUGUGGGGUUCCAGACGUAGCAGCUUACUCAACUUUUGAAGGGGACUACAAGUGGAAAAAAAAUGAUUUGACCUACAGGAUUGAGAACUACACACCUGAUAUGUUAGUAUCUGAGGUGGAUGAUUCCAUUAAAAGAGCCCUGCAGGUGUGGGCAGAUGUUACUCCACUGACAUUCAAUCGCAUCUACAGUGGCACAGCCGAUAUCAUGAUCUCCUUUGCAGUUAAAGACCAUGCUGAUGGUUACCCAUUUGAUGGACCAAAUGGUUUUCUGGCUCAUGCCUUCCUUCCUUUUGAGGGAAUUGGUGGCGAUGCCCAUUUUGAUGAUGAUGAGUAUUUUUCCUAUCAAUCUCAUCAAGGAUACAAUUUGUUCCUGGUUGCUGCCCAUGAGUUUGGCCACUCUCUGGGGCUUGAACAUUCCCGGGAUCCAGGUGCACUGAUGUAUCCCAGCUAUUCCUACAGAGAUGUCGAUACCUUCUCCCUCCCUCAAGAUGAUGUCAAUGGAAUCCAGUCUCUUUACGGCCCUAAACCCGAUGUCGACACCAAUGAACCAAAACCCACACCACCAGUUACUCCAAAUACAUGCGAUCGCAAUAUGGUUUUGGAUGCUGUCUCCAUGCUUCGUGGAGAGAUCAUGUUCUUCAAGGGCAGCUUCUUCUGGCGAAAUUACCCCUUUAGUACAACAACAGAACAACAUCUCAUUAAAAGCUUCUGGCCUGAGAUGCCAGACAAUAUCGAUGCAGCAUUCGAGAGCCCAUUUGAGGACAAAGUCUUCAUUUUCAAAGGUGAAAAGGUCUGGGCUCUCUAUGGCUACAACAUGGUACGCGGAUAUCCCAAAAGUCUCAGCAGCUUUGAUUUGCCAAAAAAAGUGAAGAAAAUCAAUGCAGUCCUGUACGAUGAAAGUACCUUCAAAAUCCUGUUUUUCGUUAAUGAUCAGAUUUAUAGUUACAAUGAGGAUAGCCGGAGAAUGGAAAAAGGUUAUCCUAAACCGGUGGAUGAAGUGUUUCCUGCAAUGACAGGGAAGGUGACAGCAGCCUUCCAAUACAAAGGUUUCAGCUAUCUCUUCAGCGGAUCCAAAAUGUUUGAGUUUGGUUCCUAUAAUAAGAGGUUGUUCCGUGUUCUCGAUAACAACUACUUUCUGCCUUGUUCAUCUGUUUAGUUAUCUUUAAAGAACAACAAUGCACUGCCUGCCUGAUGAAAAAUCUGAACCUGCCAGUAUUGGAAAGUAAAUUAUUGAGUAUUUAACUUAAGAGAUUUAUUUACAUGAUUUGUAUUUAGCCAGUAGCCUUUGAAAAAGCUUUUGUAUAUGUACUGAAUAACUAAACAAAAUAUUACAUUGUAUUUCAUGUGAUGUUUUAAA
Molecule: messenger RNA, 1631 nt
Organism: Xyrauchen texanus (razorback sucker)
Lineage: Eukaryota; Metazoa; Chordata; Actinopteri; Cypriniformes; Catostomidae
Product: collagenase 3-like
Exons: 10
Coding region: 6-1430 (474 amino acids)
Biological process (GO): extracellular matrix organization; collagen catabolic process; proteolysis
Cellular component (GO): extracellular matrix
Molecular function (GO): zinc ion binding; metalloendopeptidase activity
Source: RefSeq, a predicted model, not a curated record